Penicillium verhagenii is the source of this 3264-nucleotide messenger RNA. Its product is annotated as WD repeat-containing protein. The transcript has 5 exons. Bases 1 to 3264 code for a protein of 1087 amino acids. Gene Ontology annotation, cellular component: Cul4-RING E3 ubiquitin ligase complex; cytoplasm. The record is from RefSeq and is a predicted model, not a curated record. Gene Ontology annotation, molecular function: protein binding. Gene Ontology annotation, biological process: negative regulation of fatty acid biosynthetic process. Lineage: Eukaryota; Fungi; Ascomycota; Eurotiomycetes; Eurotiales; Aspergillaceae.
AUGAGAGAUUCGCUCUAUGACCGCCUUUGGCGUCGAGAAUGCGGGGAUUUAUCUGCCCGUGCCGGCGUUCGGGACAUCUAUGGUUCGAAGGAGUGGGUCGGCGAUCUUGACAUCGUGAACCAGCUUGGUGGACACACAGGUUGCGUGAAUGCCCUCAGUUGGUCCCGUUCAGGACGCCUUCUGGCCUCGGGCUCGGAUGAUCAACAUUUGAAUAUCUACUCCUACCAACCCGAAUCCUCCGAUGCCCCCUUUGCCCUAAACACCACCGUGCGUACCGGCCACAAGGCCAACAUCUUCUCGGUCAAGUUCAUGCCCCAUUCGAACGACAGAACCUUAGUCACUUGUGCCGGUGAUUCCCAGGUGCGCGUUUUCGACAUUGAAUACUCCAGUAGCAAUGGCAAUGUCGCUGCCACCUCUGCAUUCGCAGCUUCGGCUCGGAGUCGCCGCUUCAACAACUUUUUCGAGGGCGCACGUUAUCUGAGUGAAGGCAACACAAAUGCCAGGGUUUACCGCAGUCAUGCUGAUCGUGUGAAGAGAAUCGUUGUCGAGUCCUCCCCUUAUCUUUUCUUGACUUGUUCAGAAGAUGGGGAGGUUCGACAGUGGGACUUGCGCCAGCCAGCUUCUACAUAUCCUCCCCCAAAUGGUGGUCAGGGCUUCAUGGCAUAUAGGCCUGGGCAAGAGCAUGACGACUCCAAUGUUCCUCCUCCUCUCAUCUCAUACAAGAAGUUUAAUCUAGAUCUCAACACAAUCUCCUGCUCCCCCUCUCAACCACAUUACAUUGCCCUUGGCGGUGCGCACAUGCACUGUUUCCUUCACGAUCGGCGUAUGCUUGGUCGUGACAUGAUGGCAGAAAGAGGGACGCCUAGCAGCUCCAUUCCAACCGCUGGCACUCACGACGAUGAAUUGAUGGGCAAAGCCACUCGAUGUGUUCGUCGGUUUGCACCGCGUGGAAAGCAUCGCGUGCGGCACCUCGACGACGGACACAUCACCGCUUGCAAAAUAAGCGAUGCAAACCCAGACGAAAUGGUGGUCAGCUGGUCAGGAGAUCACAUUUACAGUUUCGAUCUUAUUCAGAGCCCAGACGCUCGAGUUGCCUCACCCCAGGAGAAGUCACUAUCGAAAGCUACAAGGAAAAGUUUGAAAGACGGGUCCCAGGACCGGAAACGUAAGCGCCCAAAACCCAUGUCGAUGUCCUCCCAAGAAAGUGAAGACCGACAUCACUCUCGACGUCGAUCAAAUGACCUCAAUACGCUUCGAGUUCGCUUUGAGAAUGGGGAGUCAUCGGAUAUUCCCAUCGCAGGAAUCUCAGAAGAUUCGCCCGAAAACAUGCUAGAGCACGCAAGGUAUUCCGUCUUGAACGAUGAGCAACGCACGAGCAGAGAUAUUUCUAAAGGAAUGGUCAAGCUCCGACGGGCGAUGUUUUCCCUAGAAGAAACUAUUCGAACAGCAUCAAAUUCGGACGAUAGUCAUCUUGCGCCCGAUGCCGAGUCUUUCAGGGCAGCUUUAACGAUAGCAGCCACCAUACUGCCUCAAAUGGACUCGAUUAUGCGGGAGUGGAGGUAUCCUAUGAAUCCGUCCCAUGAAGUUGUGGCUGUUCAACAAACACUUCGUCACCACCGCCAAGAAUCCUGGAGAUUCAUUCAGGCUGCAGGGACUCUAGCAUUCAUCAUGAAGAACUCAUCCCACAUCGCAGAGAAUGGACCAGAGACCUAUCCCAGCUUCCAAAAGAUUAUUCCCGCACCGAGUGAAGAUGAAUCCAUCGAGCGGGAAGCCCAGUUUGGCUAUGAUUUUUUGAAGGCCAUUUUACUUUGGUUCCAGGGAGGCCGACAAGACCUGUUCGCCGGAUUCAAGCGUGGGUCCUGCCAUCGAAGACAAAAUGGACGGUUUCCGAUCGAGGAAAAUGACGCUGAGGAUGCAAUUGAAAGAGUCCUCAUCCCUUAUCUUCAUACUUUGGCAGCCGAUACACCAAUCGUCAACGUGGAUGCUUCACCGUAUGAGCACGAUAGGACUCGCAUACUAUUCCAAACCCAGCGCGCAGCUGUGAUUGCUUUUGGGAAUGCCGUAAAGCUGCCACUCGAGAACCUUGGAACAACUGCCGCUCGCAUUGAUACAUGUCGCCUGUCUAACUCAUCAUCGCAUGUUCGCUCUCUAGACCGGGCCUCAGCCUUUAGAUUCUGGGCUUUACGUGUCGGGAGGGGCGUUCUGUUGACAACUGGCAAACUAGUCGACUAUGCGUUUGUUAAUCGCGCUUUUGGGGGGCUCCAACCCGAAGUGGAUGAAUCAGACAGCGAUCUGGAGCUGGAGAGAUACCUGGAAGAGUCCCAGGAAGAUAUCAAUCUCGACGACUCGGAAGAAAGAUUACGAUCAAUUAACCUCAUCAAUGCCGCCGGGUCAAAUGGGAGCGUCACUUCUAGCGGAAACGGGCCGACUUCGAGCUCUCAUCAGCCAUACGUGUCCAGGGAAGCUCUUCUCUCGUCGGAGUCCUCUGGCGAUGAAGGUGGGAGCAUCAACAACGAGAUCGAUGAGUUUGAUGAGAGUGACCAGGGCGAUAUUGACCAAGAGGAUCCGGAUGAAUGGACCCUGGGUUUCGAUGAUGACAGUGAAGAAGAGUCCGACACGGGAAUUCCUGUUUCUUUGCGUUCCGGUGGCCGUAGGAGACGGCGAAGGGAUGUUGAGAUCAACGCCCCAUGCUCCUCUCAUACGAAAGUUUACCGGGGACACUGCAAUAUCAAAACUGUCAAGGACGUGAACUUUUUCGGGUUAAAUGAUGAAUAUGUGGUAAGUGGCAGUGAUUCAGGCCAUGUCUUCAUGUGGGAUCGAAAAACUGGUAAUCUGGUGAAUAUUUUGGAAGGGGACACUGAGGUCGUCAAUGUGGUGCAAGGCCACCCAUAUGAACCUACUAUGGCCGUAUCCGGCAUCGACAACACUAUCAAGAUUUUCAACCCAGAUCAAAAUGCUCAAGAGCAAGCGAGACAAGGCAUCAAUAUACUUGACCCUGAUAAUCCAAAAAGUCCUCUUCUCGGUGGACUCUCCAGUCGCAAGCGACUUCACGACAGCUAUCGUAUCAUAAACCAGAAUGACGUUGAACGCCGAGGUGGUAUGAGUGAAGCUCACAUCACUAGAAGCAUGCUAACCCGUCUUGCCGCCACUAUCCGAGGCCGCCAGAGUCUCGGCGAGGCUCUGGGAGAAGGCAUUGAGGGUCUAGGUGGACAAGGAGGCGAGGGGGCCACUGUUGUCCUCGAUGAAAACUGUCUGGUGAUGUGA